AAAAGAUUCCAGGAAAUACCCGUGAGUUUAGAGAAUUACAUUUUGAACACGAUCUGUUGGAACCGAAACCUCCCCGUAUAAGCCCCUCUCUGUGAUCCAUUAUCACCUCUCUCUCUCUCUCUCUCUCUCUCUCUCUCUCUCCCUCUCUCUAAAUCUAAGAAUGCAAAAGGCACUUCCGCACGCAACCUGGGCACCGCCCUCCUCGUCCUCCGGCGCCGCCGCCGGAGACUCCCAAACCCCCCAGCCCUCGAGGGCGGCGCUCCACGGCGUCAAGAUUGGGACAAGAGCGCAAAGGCUGGUGGCGGAGAAUGCGGUCAUAGUGUUCGCCAGGCGGGGCUGCUGCAUGUGCCACGUGGUGAAGCGACUGCUCCUCGGCCACGGAGUCAACCCCACGGUUGUGGAGAUAGAGGAGCAGGAAGAGCCGGCCGUGAUCGGCGAGCUCUCAAGCGUUCUUCCCGUCGGCGGGAAAGAUGGGCAGAAGGUGGAGUUUCCGGCGGUGUUUGUGGGUGGGAAGCUGUUUGGCGGCCUGGAAAAGAUCAUGGAAAGUCAUAUUUCCGGGGAAUUGGUUCCCAUAUUGAAGAAAGCUGGAGCUCUUUGGCUUUGAGCUCGUGAUCAUGAUUAAUCAUGAUCUGAUCGGAUUUUUCUAACAGUUCCUCCCUCUCUCUCGUUGGGUUGAUUCUCGACAAUUUUCUCAAGAGGAGGAUAAUAUUGCAGAAAUUAAAUUUCUGUUUUUCUUUUUUUCCUUCUUGAUUUUAUUUUUCUUUUUCAUUUUCCUCUACCUUUCCAUUUUGUCAGAAAAAUAUUGUGUUUUUAAUUGUAUUAUUAUUAUUGUCAUGAUAAGAGUGGCAGUGUUUUUGAACAGAGAUGACAAAUUAAUUAGGGUUUGUUUGUUUGUAUGAGCCUUCUUGUUUUUGUAAUUUUUUAUUUUAAUUUUAAUAAACUAAUCAUCUUCCUCGA
Diospyros lotus (date-plum) is the source of this 957-nucleotide messenger RNA. Its product is annotated as glutaredoxin-C9-like. The record is from RefSeq and is a predicted model, not a curated record. The transcript has a single exon. Bases 161 to 604 code for a protein of 147 amino acids. NCBI's taxonomy places the organism in Eukaryota, Viridiplantae, Streptophyta, Magnoliopsida, Ericales, Ebenaceae.